Molecule: messenger RNA, 1910 nt
Organism: Erythranthe guttata (spotted monkey flower)
Lineage: Eukaryota; Viridiplantae; Streptophyta; Magnoliopsida; Lamiales; Phrymaceae
Product: laccase-22
Biological process (GO): lignin catabolic process
Cellular component (GO): apoplast
Molecular function (GO): copper ion binding; hydroquinone:oxygen oxidoreductase activity
Source: RefSeq, a predicted model, not a curated record
ACGAUUAAGAAUUAAAAAACAAAAAGACUUAAUUACACGAUGGUGUUCCGUUUUCUAGUUAUGAUGCUCGUCGCAGCUUUAUUAUGGAAACCUUCGCUCGUUGAGUCAAGAAUUCGGCACUACAAAUUCACCGUGGUAAAGAAAAACACUAGCAAGCUAUGCGCAAGCAAGCCCAUAAUCACGGUAAACGGGAAGUUUCCGGGACCCACUCUGUACGCAAGGGAAGACGAUACCGUGGUUGUGAGGGUCGUUAAUCACGUUAAAGACAAUGUUACAUUCCACUGGCACGGAAUUAGACAGUUGCGGACCGGUUGGGCCGAUGGGCCAGCAUAUAUAACCCAAUGCCCGAUUCAGACGGGUCAGAGCUAUAUUUACAACUUUACCCUCACGGGGCAGAGGGGAACACUUUUAUGGCAUGCGCAUAUAAACUGGCAAAGAGCAACCGUGCAUGGCGCUAUCGUCAUUUUGCCCAAACGCGGUGUUCCUUAUCCGUUUCCUAAACCCGACAAGGAAGAGAUAAUCGUAUUUGGAGAAUGGUGGAAGUCGGAUGUGGAGAUGGUGAUCAACCAGGCUAUGAAAUUAGGACAGCCGCCUAACGUGUCUGACGCACACACGAUCAACGGACAAACGGGGCCCGCUCCUAAUUGCUCUUCUAAGGGCUACACUAUGUACGUCGAAAGUGGGAAGACGUACCUGCUGCGCAUAGUCAACGCGGCGGUCAACGAAGAGCUCUUCUUCAAAAUCGCGGGCCACCAAAUGACGAUCGUCGAGGUCGACGCCACCUACACAAAACCCUUCAGAACGGACACAAUAUUCAUCGGGCCAGGCCAAACCACAAACGCCCUCCUAAAAGCCGAUCGAAAAAUCGGAAAUUACCAAAUCGCCAUAUCCCCCUUCAUGGACACCAUAGUGGCCACCGACAGCCAAACCGCGACCGCAACACUACGCUACAACGGAACUUUAUCCGCCGCCGCCUCUUCCCCAACGACCCUAACCACAAUGCCCUCGAAGAAUGCAACAAAAGUAACAACAAACUUUAUGGACUCGCUCCGAAGCCUCAAUUCAAGAAAAUAUCCGGCCAAUGUACCAAAAACCAUCGAUCAUUCCCUCUUGUUAGCAAUAGGCGUUGGAGUGAACCCGUGCGGUACAUGUGUCAAUGGGAGCCGAGUGGUGGCCGAUAUAAACAACGUGACCUUUGUUAUGCCCACCACGGCGAUCCUUCAAGCGCAUUAUUACAACGUAAGCGGAGUGUACACAGAUGAUUUCCCGGGAAAUCCGCCCGUUCCUUACAACUACACGGGAAGCCCACCGACGAACAUGCAGACAACAAACGGGACGAAAGUGUAUAGAUUGGGCUAUAAUUCGACGGUUCAGAUUGUUUUGCAGGGGACGGCUAUAAUAGCACCCGAGAGCCAUCCGACGCACUUGCAUGGAUUUAACUUCUACGUUGUGGGGAAAGGGAUAGGGAAUUACGAUCCUAAAAAUGAUCCGAAAAGUUUCAAUCUCGUCGAUCCGAUUGAGAGGAACACGAUAAGUGUACCGACAGGUGGAUGGACAGCCAUAAGAUUCAGGGCAGACAAUCCAGGGGUUUGGUUUUUGCACUGUCAUUUGGAAAUACAUACAACUUGGGGUCUAAAGAUGGCAUUUGUAGUGGAAAAUGGAAAAGGUCCAAAUCAGUCAAUCUUACCUCCUCCUUCUGAUCUUCCUAAAUGUUGACCACCAGUAGUUAAACACACACACACACACAUGUUUAAUUCCAUUUUCUUUGUGAUUUAGUACAAGAUUUAUUUAUACAUAUAUAUUUGUUCAUUCUUGUUGCAAGAAUGCAGCUUGUAAUUUUAUUUGUAGACCUCUCAGAGGAAUAGACUUGUGAAUAAAGUUUGGACUACAAUUUGUCAAUUUGGCCUCAA